AUGUCAUUUCAAAUCCCCUUAACAUGUCUCUCGUGAGAAGUCUUGUUGCGUUUGCGUUCGCAUUUUUCGUGGCAGUGAGUCCACUGGAGGCAAAAAAGCGAAAAUCAUCUCCUCCGCACAUUUUGUUUAUGCUUGCUGAUGAUCUCGGGUGGAUCGACGUUGGAUUUCAUGGAUCAAAAAUCAACACUCCAACCAUUGACUCGUUGGCCAAAGAAGGGGUCAUACUCGACAAUUAUUACGUUCAACCUGUUUGUACACCAGCCAGAGGAGCACUUAUGACUGGAAGAUACCCCAUUCACACAGGUAUGGUCAAUGUGCCGCUGUUGCUUUGGUAUUUCGCGUAAAGCACUACUACUUUGGCAUUCCGUGACAAUAACUACAAAAUUCAAUUGACGUAAGGUAACGCUAUCUAUGUUAACCCUCUGAGCCUGACCACCCCCGAGCAAGGUGAAUGAUCUUUUCGGAAAAGGCAUUUUAAUGUUUUUGAGCUUUUGCUUUCGGCUUGGGAUAGGAGAUAAAAAAAGAAAAAUGAUUGCAGUGUAGUAUCGGAUUAGCUUGGCCUGGGCAGGGUACCUUAAAUUUUCUUUUGAUGAUAGUUGGAUAACAUUAGGAGUGUUUCUCAUCCCCCCGAGAAUUCUGUGGCACAGCGAAGAACAUCAACGUUCGUUAAAAAGAAAAAUAUGGAAUUGUUCAAAGGUGUGCGUGAAAAAUUAACCAAAUUUGAAUUUGAAUUUGUCAAUAAAUGGGUCGUUCUGACAAGUGGCACCUUAGAAAGCAAAACAAAGUAUGAGGUCUGCACAAAACAAAUGCUCUAACCUUAGAGCGUAUCACUACCACACCGGAAAAACUGUAAAACAGUCCUUGCGUGGAUUUUGUUUCGUAAACUACUGUUUCAGGGAUCUGAAUAUCAGUAUUUUUGUGCUAAAGCUAUUAAAAAAAAUAAAGAGAACAGCCAUAACCAUAAUGAAUGCAUGCCAUGCAGAAGGGUUCAGAAACCAUGCCAGCCGCUUAACAACAUCACAGCACAGACUUAACCGAAAAUCUCAUUAGUGAUACGUAAAUUUAUGGAUAAUGAGGUCAUUUAGGUGUGCACGUACCUUCCUAAUUUAUAAUACUAGAAUUUGGCAUGACAACAGGAUUGUAAAUCAGGUUAUAAAACGUGGUAUAUGAUACUAUUUGUACCAGUAACACAAUAUGCUUCGGCGUGACUUUGUCAAGAGGUCAUAAUGUUCAAUAAAUGUACAAACUGAAAGAUUGGCCUCUGUUUUACAUUUUGCCAAAUCGCCUUGGGGAGCGUUGCGAGUCAUCCCAGGGUUCCUGGUCAUCCCAAAGAAGGAAUGAAAAGCGGAAAGACAACCACGCCCCUGUUUUUGUUUACAUACGAGCAACAGCAGGAAAAAUCAUUCAUAUUACAAGAGUCGAGGAGAAGCGUCACACAUGCCAAGAAUAAAUCCACCGUGCCACACGUUGUUGUUCUUGAAAUAAAAACGUACAGAGUUUCUAAAGGAGGGCCUUUCCGCACUAGCGACAGAGUUAUUAAUUCAGACAAAUUUUCUGUUAUCACCAACAUUUUACACGUUGGCGUCACGCGUCAUGUUUUACACGUCAGCGCCUGAUGUUUGACAACAUCAGGCGCUAACGGAAUUUGACGGCUUUGAGGUAGUCAGACGAAACAAAAAUUUGUCCUUUUAUUUUGUCGGGACAAUUCUAGUUUUGUCUGCUAGUGCGGAAAGGCCUUAAGUUUCAAGAAGAGAAUAGAGAAAGCCCACACCAAGUUCAAGAGAAACAUAUUUCGGAGGUAUAUGCUCCGGUAGAGAACGGUCACUUAAAAACGAAGAAAAUAGCAGGAAAUAGCAGGCAGAAUAUUGUCUUUUGUAACACAAUAACAUCAUCAGGCUUUAACUAACUUUCAGAGCAUACGGGUUUGGAGAUGGCACCUCAUUCAAAACCGACCACACUUAAGAGCAAUAUUUAUGGAACCAGCCCUAUUAUCGUAUCGCAAGGAAGAGUCCCUUAAAGAUAUCCUUGCCAGAGCUAGAUUGUAAAUUCGCUUGCGAUCGGUAGGAGUCGUUCAGUCCACGGUCAACACUCAUCAUUCGUUUCGUGUGACUGGCACCACGCACGAAGCUCGUCGACGCUUUGAUGCUGCAAAAUCUCUACAAAUUGGAUAUUAGUUAGACAUUUGAUGCCAAGACUAUCCUUCCUGUCAUUCCACAGGUUGAAAGUGGACUCUCGAAGCAGAAUCCUUUUUAUCUGCCCCAUGGCUUUAGGCCUUCCACGUAAUAGAAGGCGAGAUGCUAUCUACGGUCCCAGUUACAAACAAAACUUUCUUGAGAAAAUUUCUAGAAGCCACAAAAAUAACUACUCAAAAUAAAACCAUUGAUAAUUUAGGAGGAAUAUCACAACAAUUUAAUAUUUCAAUGUAUUUAAAUCGCUCGGAUGCACUUGGAUGAUAGGCGUCACAGUGGAAACUUCACGAUUUUUUUAAAAUUUAAAUGGUAUUGAAAAAAGCAGGCGAAGCGCGCAACGUCUUGUGGUUGACUAGGAUCCUUUGAGGACCUUUAAAGGGUAACUUUAAAGAAACUGUGGUGCUGCGUCGCUGAGAGUUAUAAGAAGAGAUUUUGGUUCUAUCAAAUAAGUCGAUGAUUAAAUUGGCCACCGUAAAGAGUUUCUUAACCUGAUGUUUUUAGCGUCAGCCCUUAAUUCGUCCGUGCAAAACAACAGUGCAAAGGAGACCAGUGUGAGAGCCGGCUGCAGAUAGAAAUCACUUUAGCACUGAGCCAGUAGUUGGUCUAUUUACCCGCCAAAUCAUAAGUAAACGGGGAGUGUGCAUCAUGAUUAGCUUAUAUGUUAUCAGAUCAUUUACUUUUUUUAUCCGACUCUUGCAGGACUUCAGCAUGAAGUGGUUCACCCCACAAAUCCAUUUGGAUUGCCAUUAGAUUUUCAGACCCUUCCAGAACAGCUAAAGAAAGUUGGUAAGCCACAGCCUUCCAAGAUUCCGGCCCUUCAAUUAAAAGAAGAAAAGAUUUUUUAAUUCCAAUGAUAUUUAUUCUAAACAACAAUUUUUUGUAAGAAAGAAGCCCUUCACACCAAACCGUAAAAGCUGAUCAACUUAAAUGGGCGCCUUGCCCGACACCCAUUUCGCGUUGCUUUCUGUCUAUGCUCUUCUCUAUGAUUAUGGCGUUUUGUUUAUACCUCAUUCUGCGCAAAUAAAUCUUCAAAAUACUUCAGUAAUUCAAUUUACAAAUGGGUUGUAUUUCUUAAAUUUUUUCUAUCAGGUUACGCGACUCAUUUGGUUGGCAAGUGGCAUCUUGGUUUCUACAAAUGGCCUUAUGUUCCAACCAACCGUGGAUUUGACUCCGCUUAUGGAUUCUGGGAUGGUGCUGAAGAUCAUUAUGAUCACACGCGUGACAAAGUGGUUGAUUUUCGCAACGGAACCGAACCUAUUUUAGACCUGAACGGAAAAUAUGCAACAUUCGAAUAUGUCAAGGUCUAAUAGUUAAUAUUCCCACGUAAUUAUGGUUUAUAACGCAUCAUUUGUUAGACUUAGGCGGUAAAUUACGAUUAGUCGAUGCAAAGACCCGUCGUGGAGGACGGUGAAGUCUAUAAUGCCAUAUCUUCUCACGGCCCCUAUGACAUAAAUCAACUAUGAGUUUGAUUCUCCUAUCAAACGGGGUUCGAAUUCAUCGACGAUAACCUCCCAGUAUAGCGUUUCAGACUUCCCACAAAGUUUGCUACGGCCUAAUUAAAGUUAUACGCUUUUCGUGACGCUAGCACUUCUACAAAGAAACUCCUUCUCUCCUACCUACAUCCUGAAUGCAUAUUUUAUCUUAUACUUUUCUCAAAAGAUAUUGCAAUACUAGGGCUACGAUGAACUGUGUUAUGUCCGUAAUGAGUAUUUCACGGUUGUUUUUAUUUUAUGAUUCCAUCAGAGGAUAGAGGAGAUUUUGGAUCAACAUGACCCAAAACAGCCCCUGUUCCUCUACAUGGCCUUCCAGAAUGUUCAUAAUCCCAUCCAGGCACCAGACCAGUAUGUGGACAAAUUCUCGUUUAUUCAUCAAAAGAUGCGCCGAGUGCAUGCUGGAAUGGUCGCUGUACUGGACGAAGCUGUUGGCAACAUCACGAAAAUGUUUAAAAAGAAAGGGUGAGUUUCGUAUCAGUUUCCUUGAAGGUUUCAUAUUUUGAUUCUAUUGUGAGCUUGAGCGGCCAUUAUCCUAGAUUCGUGCUAUCACAGUGCUGGGCAAGACUCUUAUUACACGAGGAUCUCUUUGGGUUUUCUAUGUGCAAAGUUUACGGCAGCCGUGAUAACUCUGUUGAUUUGAAGGGUGAAUACAAGCGUUUGUGAUCUUCAUUGUUCUCGUCCAGGCUAUGGGAGAACACUUUAACAGUCUUCAGCACUGAUAAUGGUGGAGAACCUACGUAUGGCGGAUAUAACUGGCCUCUUAGAGGAACAAAACAUACCUUAUGGGAGGGAGGAGUGAGAGGUGCUGCUUUUGUCCACGGAAAAAUGUUAGAAAAGACCGGCGUGAAAUGCGAAGGACUUCUACACAUCAGCGACUUCUUUCCUACUCUCAUCAACCUCGCAGGUAUGGUUAUCUAUGACUUCAUUUCCACUUCUCUGAUUAUCCCUCACUUGAAGGUGUGUCUUUUUCCAUUUAGUUUUGAAGAUUUUUAAGAAAACUAACUUUGUAAAGAGUUAGUCCGUGGAAAUAAGACUCUCGAGCAAACAUCUCGUAUGGAACAUAAUCCAGAAAGGCAAGAGUUAUCCAUUAAGUUACAAACGUAGCGAGAAAUGGAGUGAAUAUCAUAAUUGAACAUCUUUCGUCAUAAUGUUUGUUAGAUUUGUUUACUUUACUCUUUCAGAGAAUUAGUCGUAAUACCUGAGAGUUAAUUUAGUAAAUAGUGUUGUGGCCUCAUUUCUUCUUCCCUUUCUCCUCUAUUGCCUUGUCUUUCAUGUGUUUGUUUGUGACAACUUUAUAAAUAAUAUUCUUAUCAUUCUGGUUUGACCACAGGUGGUUCGUACGAUGCAAAACAUCCCAUCCCCAUUGAUGGCUUUGAUGUGUGGAGCACUUUGUCACGUGGAGAAGCUUCACCUCGAACAGAAAUCUUGCUUAAUAUCGAUAAUCCGCCAUCUGGGACAAGUAAAAUGUUGGGAGUCAACUGGCAAGGAAUGGCUCUUCGGAAGGGAAGCAUGAAGCUUUUGAUGAAUGUUAAAAAUAUCACCUGGUUUAAACCACCCGAGCUGGGCGGAGUUCCAGUUGAUGUUCUUUUGUCUAAAGGGUUUCUUAAAGAGGAGACAAAUGAAGAGAUUCUGGAGCAGUUGAGGAUCUAUUACAUGGUCAGUGCUGUAAUAUUUGAAUCGUUUUUCCCUCACCAGUACCUCGAAAUCACUACCUGAAUUACAAUAGCAAUACGUAAUCAACCCUCAAAUAUAUUUAUGCAAAUCACUCCGUAUACCAGAACUUCUACAUCGAAUCAUUAUUAAAAGUUUAUAUAUGUCCAGUUCUUUAUGUUGGAAUCUUACAGGGAAAUGCGGACCUUUUGGACGUUGUACUUUAUAACAUCACAGCUGAUCCCGAAGAGCGACACGACCUCAGCACCGAGUUACCUGAUGUUCUGAAGGAGAUGAAAGAUAGAAUGAAUUAUUACCUAAACACUGCAGUUCCUGCCGCCUUCAAACCUGCUGACCCAAAUGCACUAAAAGAGGCUCGUAAGCAUGGCAUUUGGGGACCGUGGAUGUAGAUCGGAGCUGGUCGCAUCAAGCACGUCGAGAGUAAAGAGAGAGAAAACUGUUUUAUUCAAAUAGGUAUUUUACAUUUGUAGAGUAUCAAAGGCAAACGUUGUUUUUCGUUACAGUUUUAUUAAUUCCAAGUCACUUUGUGAAUGGUAUCCCUAGUUUUACAAGCCAUUACAUCGUUAAUAGCACAAGUGAGUGAGUUUUAGCCUCUGAUUUUUAAUAGCAUGU
Molecule: messenger RNA, 5965 nt
Organism: Pocillopora meandrina
Lineage: Eukaryota; Metazoa; Cnidaria; Anthozoa; Scleractinia; Pocilloporidae
Source: the annotation of a GenBank genome assembly